Vicia villosa (hairy vetch) is the source of this 813-nucleotide messenger RNA. RefSeq lists its product as uncharacterized. The record is from RefSeq and is a predicted model, not a curated record. The coding region runs from base 1 to 813 and encodes 270 amino acids. NCBI's taxonomy places the organism in Eukaryota, Viridiplantae, Streptophyta, Magnoliopsida, Fabales, Fabaceae. The transcript has a single exon.
AUGAAAAGUGAAUUGGUGGAUAUUUCUUGUAAGGGGAAGAAACUCUCUUGGUAUAGUGGGGAUGAAAAGUUUGUGAGUCAUAUAGACCGAUUUCAUAUUUCAGACACAAUUAUUAAUAGAAUGCAUGUGAUCAGUCAAAAUACUAGAGCUAGAGACAUUUUGGAUCAUUGUCUGAUGUGGUUAGUGUUGGAUAAUAAUGAUUGGGGUCCUAAACCUUUCAAAUUUAACAAUGAAUGGUUCUUGUUCAAGUCUUUUCUACCUUUUUUGGAGAAGGAGUGGAAGGAGAUAAAGGUGGAAGGUAGAGGUGAUUUUGUUCUAAAAGAAAAACUUAGAGUUUUAAAAGAGAAAUUAAAGUGGUGGAACAAAAACAUGUUUGGAAAGAUUAAUUUGGAAGUGGAGGAGAAUGUGAGGGAUAUUAACUAUGGGGAUGAUUUUUUGGAAGUUGAGGAGGAGGACAACCUUUCUGCUAUCUUGUUUGAUAGGAAAGAGGCGACUAGUAGAUUUUGGUUGAAUUUGAGAAUUAAGGAGAACAUGCUUGCUCAAAAAUUAAAAGUCAAAUGGUUGAAGGAUGGGAAUUGUAAUAGUAGUUUAUUUCAUAAGGCUAUGAAGGAGAGGAGAAGACAUAACCAUAUUGGUCCGAUUUUGUCUUCGGGCUCUUUAUUUGAGUCGGUGGAGGAAGUGAAAGAUGAGGCGUGGCGCCACUUUUUGGGUAAAUUUUCAGAAACGGGGAGAGUUAGGAGGGUAUUUGAAGGGAUAACUUUCAAGAGUAUUAAUUUGGAGGAGAAAUUAGGGCUUGAGAUCCCUUUUCAAUAG